GCGAGAUUAGACCACUUUCGAACACCUGGUUGGGCGGAAAAUGUCUGGGCAUGUACGUAGAUGGCCUAAGGGGCAGCACAAGAUAUUGCAAAGCGUAAACCCACGUAAUCGGCGCAUGCACCUAUUGCGUGCCUCCCGAUACACCACCGUCAGCAAUGUCCCAUCUCCACUUUUUUGCAUUAGAGGGCGGGCCAUUUCCGUUAUGAGAGUAUCGGCCGAUGGAAAAUAUAAAUAUGGGUGCGGCCCCAAGUUUUUGAAAACGUUUCCCAUACUCCAUCUUUAUACAUAACCAUGGAUUUGAAGGAAAAGAUUGACGAAAAGUCAAACGAACACAACGGGAUUGAAGUGCAGAGCGCCGAAGACUCCAAUGACCUCGGAAUGGUCUACGCCAACGGAGAUGGCUUCGAGGAGGAAGAAGGGAGAAUGCCGACCGACGAAGAAAUGAAGACCUUGCGUCACAUUUCCGAAAAGAUUCCAUUAUCGUGUUGGUUGGUUGCUAUUGUUGAGUUGUGUGAGCGUUUCUCUUACUACGGUUUGUCCGGUCCUUUCCAGAACUACAUGCAAAACAGUCCAACAGAUACCCCGCCGGGUAUCUUGAACUUGGGUAACUCCGGUGCCACGGCUUUGUCGUACUUCUUCCAGUUUUGGUGUUACAUCACCCCAAUUUUUGGGGCCUGGAUUGCCGACUCUUUCUGGGGUAAGUACAAGACUAUCUUUGUUUUCUGCAUCAUUUACUUCUUUGGUAUCUUCAUCUUGUUCAUCACCUCUGUUCCAUCUAUCACCUCUCCGUCUGUGGCUCUUGGCGGCUACGCCACUGCUAUUGUUAUCAUUGGUAUUGGUACUGGUGGUGUCAAGUCUAACGUUUCCCCAUUGAUUGCUGACCAGAUUCCAAAGACUAGUCCAAGAAUCCACAUCAUCCCAAAGACUGGCGAACGCGUUAUUUUGGAUCCAGCUGUGACCAUCCAGAACGUUUUCUUGUUCUUCUAUUUGAUGAUUAACGUCGGUUCCCUUUCGGUUAUUGCUACUACUGAAUUGGAGAUGCACAAGGGUUUCUGGGCCGCAUACCUCUUGCCAUUGUGCUUCUUCGUUGUUGGUAUUACUGUCUUGGUUAUCGGUAGAAACAAGUACGUCAAGACCCCACCUUCCAGCACCGUCAUCGCUGACAGUUUCCACAUCAUGUGGAUCGGUGUCAGAAACAAGUUCAGCUUCGACGCUGCCAAGCCAAGCAACAGCCCGGACAAGAACUACCACUGGAACGAUCACUUUGUUGAGGAAGUCAAGAGAGCCAUGAUUGCUUGUAAGGUAUUCUGUUUCUAUCCGAUCUACUGGGUGGUUUAUGGCCAGAUGUUGAACAACUUUGUCUCCCAGGCUGGCCAAAUGGAGUUGCACGGUUUGCCAAACGAUAUCUUGCAGGCUAUUGACUCCAUUGCCAUUAUUGUUUUCAUUCCAAUCUUUGAACAUUUUGCUUACCCAUUCAUCAGAAGAUUCACUCCUUUCAGAGCAAUCACCAGAAUCACCCUCGGUUUCUUCUUUGGUGCUGCUGCCAUGGCCUAUGCCGGUGUCUUACAACACUACAUCUACAAGGCCGGGCCAUGCUACACUUUCCCAUCUCAGUGUGCUGCCUCUGACAACGGUAAGAUUCCAAACCACAUCAACAUUGCUCUCCAGGUGCCAGCUUACGUUUUGAUCGCUAUUUCUGAAAUCUUGGCUUCCAUUACCGGUUUGGAGUACGCCUACACCAAGGCUCCAUCCUCCAUGAAGUCCUUCAUCAUGUCCAUGUACUUGCUCACUACUGCUUUCGGCUCCGCCUUGGGUAUCGCCUUGUCCCCAACUUCCGAAAACCCCAAGUUGGUCUGGACCUACACUGGGUUGUCCGUCUCUUGUUUCAUCGCUGGUGUCUGCUUCUGGUUGUGUUUCCAUCACUACAACAAACAGGAAGUAAAGCUCAACGCUUUAGAAUACAACAAGGAAUCUGCCGAAGGCGUCAAAAACUCCGAUGCCCAGGAUGCCGAGAACGACAUCAUGCCAAUGAUCUCUCCAAAGUCCUUCUAAGAACGAUAAGUUUAUUGUGUAUACUACUUUUCAUGCUGCGAUAUAGGGUCCCAAAUCUCGCAGCAUCCAACCGGUUAUUAUCGUUAUUUGCUAAUUUAUGGUUUUCAUGUGCUACUACUGUAAGACCUCGCUAAAAAUAAUUGAGAGGUAUCUUUGCACCAUUGUAAAGUUCA
Molecule: messenger RNA, 2225 nt
Organism: Babjeviella inositovora NRRL Y-12698
Lineage: Eukaryota; Fungi; Ascomycota; Pichiomycetes; Serinales
Exons: 1
Coding region: 292-2052 (586 amino acids)
Biological process (GO): oligopeptide transport; transmembrane transport
Cellular component (GO): plasma membrane; fungal-type vacuole
Molecular function (GO): dipeptide transmembrane transporter activity; tripeptide transmembrane transporter activity
Source: RefSeq, a predicted model, not a curated record